AUGGCAACCCCAAAUGCCAAAUCCAGCAAACCUCGCCGGCGAGACACCGACGACGGUCGAGCCGAGAGGAAGAGGAUCCAAGACCGACUGGCCCAACGAGCCACGCGAGAAAGAACCAAAAAUCGCAUUGCAUACCUCGAACAGCGCCUCAGCAGUCUCGAGGCUGGUGACAAGCAGGGUGAAAUAGCUGCUUUGUCGCGUAUCAUCGACAAUCUGAGAAAUGACAACCACCGCCUUCGCAAUGCCUUGGUCAAAAUGCGUACCACCAUCGACCAGGCCGUUAUUACCACGGAUGAUUCCUCCGACCUCCGGUCAGGUGUCAAGCCAUGUGGAUGCGCUGUACAGUCAAAUUGCACCUGUGCGGAGUCGACCUUUGGGACAACUCCUCAGGCUGCAUUCGAUGAGGCAACCCCCGCGACCUUCCACGGCGAUGCUGGUCGUCAGGAAUCAGCCUCCACCGACCCUUCCGACGUCAUCGAGAUUGUCACCGGGCAUGGCACUGGAGUCACCAUGACCGAUGAUAACGUGGACAUGGCCAAUCCGGAGGCCGUAAGCGGAGGGCUCACAGGACUCGAGGAUUUUUUCGACUUCAACCCCGACGCUUUGCUGGAAAUGUUCGAAUUCGGUCCGACAAGCUGCAAUGGAUGGCACUCCCAGACGCCAUCACCAUUCGACUAUCGAUUCCCUUCAUCUGAUUCCGUGACCAAAAUCGCUCCAGACGUGGACAAAUGGGACGUGUCCAACGGAGCAUUCAUCGGUGCUCUAAACUCGGUGAAGAAGCAAACCGCCUCGACGACUACUCUGGAUCUGCAUGUGCCUUUUAAAGCAGCCAUCUGGGGUUGGGACAAUGUCGGCCCCGAGGCGCUGCAUCCGGUAUGGAAUGCUCUUCGACAGGUUGACCAGCGAGUCUUUGGCACCUGGACGUCCAAGGCCCAGAGAAUCGCCUUGAUGUACGUCUGUCAGACUCUUAUUCAGUACCGUGAGAAUCCCACGCAAGAAAACCUUCAGCGCGUACCCGUGUUUCUACGACCAAGACCAUCCCAGGAGAAAAUUCAACAUCCGGCAGUCAUAGAUUUCCUAAUAUGGCCCGGCCUCCGCGACCGUCUCGUGUUCGAACACGAGAAGUACACUGCGACGGGCGCUUUCUCCGCCGCCUUCGUUGAACAUUUCAACUUCCACUGGCCGUACUCGGACCGGGAGAUUUUUGCUUAUAACCCCGUGCUCAAUCGGUACGAGGUGUCCAAGAUCUUCCUCGAGUAUGCCCACAAUUUUAGGAAUUGGACUAUGAAGCCCGCUUUUUUCAAGAAAUUCCCGGAAAUGCAGCAUGAUAUAGCGGCAUUUGAGGAGACAUUGGAUUUCCCUCGGCCAAGUUGGUCGGUGUGA
Molecule: messenger RNA, 1383 nt
Organism: Rhinocladiella mackenziei CBS 650.93
Lineage: Eukaryota; Fungi; Ascomycota; Eurotiomycetes; Chaetothyriales; Herpotrichiellaceae
Exons: 3
Coding region: 1-1383 (460 amino acids)
Biological process (GO): regulation of DNA-templated transcription
Molecular function (GO): DNA-binding transcription factor activity
Source: RefSeq, a predicted model, not a curated record